UGGAGACAAAUGAAGAGCCCUGCCCCUGCCCACAUGUGGAACAUUGUGCUGGUCUUGCUCUCGCUGUUGGCUGUGCUUCCGAUCACUACUACUGAGAAGAAUGGCAUCGAUAUCUACAGCCUCACGGUGGACUCCCGGGUCUCUUCCCGAUUUGCUCAUACUGUUGUUACCAGCCGGGUGGUCAACAGAGCCGAUACUGUUCAAGAAGCGACCUUCCAAGUAGAGCUACCCAGGAAAGCCUUCAUCACCAAUUUCUCCAUGAUCAUUGAUGGUGUGACCUACCCAGGGGUUGUCAAAGAGAAGGCUGAAGCCCAGAAGCAAUACACUGCUGCUGUGGGCCGGGGAGAGACCGCUGGCCUUGUCAAGACCUCUGGGAGAAAGACAGAGCAGUUUGAAGUGUCAGUCAACGUGGCCCCUGGUUCCAAGACUACCUUCGAACUCAUAUACCAAGAGCUGCUCCAAAGACGGCUGGGAAUGUACGAGCUACUCCUCAAAGUGAGGCCUGAGCAGCUGGUCAAGCACCUUCAGAUGGACAUCUACAUCUUUGAGCCUCAGGGUAUCAGCACCCUGGAGACAGAGAGCACCUUCAUGACCCAGGAGUUGGCAAAUGCCCUCACCACUUCACAGAACAAGACCAAGGCACAUAUCCGGUUCAAGCCAACACUCUCCCAGCAACAGAAGUCUCAGAAUGAGCAGGACACGGUGCUGGAUGGGGAUUUCACCGUCCGCUAUGAUGUGGACCGGUCUUCCACUGGGGGUACCAUUCAGAUUGAGAACGGCUACUUUGUGCACCACUUUGCCCCAGAGGACCUUCCUACAAUGGCCAAGAAUGUGCUCUUUGUCAUUGAUAAAAGCGGAUCUAUGGCAGGCAAGAAAAUCCAACAGACCCGAGAAGCCCUAAUCAAGAUCUUGAAAGACCUCAGCACCCAAGACCAGUUCAACAUCAUUGUCUUUAGUGGGGAAGCAAACCAGUGGGAGCAGUCGCUAGUGCAAGCAACGGAAGAGAACUUGAAGAGGGCGGUUGACUAUGCUUCCAAGAUCCCGGCUCAGGGAGCGACCAACAUCAAUAAAGCAGUGCUAUUGGCUGUGGAACUGCUGGACAAAAGCAACCAGGCUGAGCUACUGCCCUCCAAGAGCGUUUCCCUCAUCAUCCUGCUCACGGACGGCGAGCCCACUGUGGGGGAGACCAAUCCCAAGAUUAUCCAGAAGAACGCACAGGAAGCCAUCAAUGGGCGGUAUAGCCUCUUCUGCCUGGGGUUUGGCUUUGAUGUGAACUAUCCUUUCCUGGAGAAGCUGGCCCUGGACAAUGGAGGCCUGGCCCGGCGCAUCUACGAGGACUCAGACUCUGCUCUGCAGCUUCAGGACUUCUACCAGGAAGUGGCCAAUCCGCUGCUCUCAUCAGUGACCUUUGAAUAUCCCAGCAAUGCUGUGGAGGACGUCACGCGGUACAACUUCCAACACCACUUUAAGGGCUCAGAGAUGGUGGUGGCUGGGAAGCUCCGGGACCAGGGCCCUGAUGUCCUCUUAGCCAAAGUCAGUGGGCAGAUGCACCUGCAGAACAUCACUUUCCAAACGGAGGCCAGCAUAGCCCAACAAGAGAAAGAGUUCCAGGGUCCUAAGUACAUCUUUCACAACUUUAUGGAGAGACUCUGGGCGUUGCUGACCAUACAGCAACAGCUGGAGCAGAGGAUUUCAGCCUCAGGAGCCGAGUUAGAGGCCCUCGAGGCCCAAGUUCUGAACUUGUCACUCAAGUACAAUUUUGUCACCCCUCUCACGCACAUGGUGGUCACCAAACCUGAAGGUCAAGAACAAUUCCAGGUUGCUGAGAAGCCUACGGAAGUCGACGGUGGAGUGUGGAGUAUCCUCUCAGCAGUUCGACAGCAUUUCAAGACUCCUACCACAGGAUCUAAACUGCCGACAUCCAGGCUGAGAGCAAAUAGGCUCCAGACGAUGUCAAGAAUCGGGGAUGUUCUCGUUGGAUCUAGACAAUACAUGCCUCCUCCUGGACUUCCUGGACCUCCUGGACCUCCUGGACCUCCUGGGCCUCCCGGACAUCCUCAUUUUGCUUCUAGCGUUGACUACAGCGUGCAGUCUUCCUUGGGAAGGUUGCUAGACCUGCCAUCCUUAUCCUCACAAGAUCCAGCCGGCCCAAGUAUAGCCAUGUUACCGAAAGUGGUGGAACAAGAAGGAACCACACCAGAGGAAUCCCCAAACCCAGACCACCCCCGGGCUCCUACCAUCGUCCUGCCACUUCCGGGAUCCGGUGUGGACCAGCUCUGUGUGGAUAUCUUACAUUCUGAGAAGCCCAUGAAGCUGUUUGUAGACAUCAAUCAGGGGCUGGAGGUGGUUGGCAAGUAUGAGAAGAAUAUCGGGUUCUCAUGGAUCGAAGUGACCAUCCUGAAGCCUCACCUGCAGGUCCAUGCAACCCCUGAACGACUGGUGGUGACACGGGACCGAAAAAACUCUGAAUACAAGUGGAAGAAGACACUGUUCUCUGUGUUACCUGGCUUAAAGAUGACCAUGGAUAAGACGGGACUGCUACAGCUCAGUGGCCCAGACAAAGUCACCAUCGGCCUCUUGUCCCUGGAUGACCCUCAGAGAGGACUCAUGCUGCUUUUGAAUGACACUCAUCACUUCUCCAACGACAUUACAGGGGAGCUUGGUCAGUUUUACCAGGAUAUCAUCUGGGAUGAUACAAAACAGACAGUCAGAGUUCUAGGAAUCGACUACCCGGCUACCAGAGAGCUCAAGUUGAGUUAUCAAGACGGGUUCCCGGGAACAGAGAUUUCCUGCUGGACGGUGAAGAUAUAGAACUGACAGGAGCAUUGUUCGCUACCUGCCAUGUUGUCCUCGUAUGCAGGCGGAUGACACUGUGUGCCAACAGGGCCGCCUGGAAGGCCUAGACCUUGAUGGGGAAGAGGGUGCUCUCUUGUUACAAAUAAAGAAGGGUGAUGUGAACCCA
Molecule: messenger RNA, 2962 nt
Organism: Rattus rattus (black rat)
Lineage: Eukaryota; Metazoa; Chordata; Mammalia; Rodentia; Muridae
Gene: Itih4
Product: inter-alpha-trypsin inhibitor heavy chain 4
Exons: 23
Coding region: 10-2811 (933 amino acids)
Source: RefSeq, a predicted model, not a curated record